CAGAAUAGUAGUGGGGGAGUGCGAACUGAGGGUAGUGAGGUAGGAGAGAGGAUGGUAAAUUAAAAACGCGAUCAUCGAUGAAUUAAGUGUGUGUGAGAUGGAGCAGCAAAACCAUUUCAAGCAGCUGUUGCUGCAGCUCAACCAGCAGCGAGCCAAAGGGUACCUGUGUGAUGUCAUCAUCGUGGUGGAGAAUGCGCUGUUCCGCGCCCAUAAGAACGUCCUGGCGGCCAGCAGCGUCUACUUCAAGUCGCUGGUCCCCCACGAUAACCUGAUCAACCUGGACACGGAGAUGGUCAGCCCCUCCGUCUUCAGACAGGUAUUGGACUUCAUCUAUACAGGUCGUCUGUCCAGUUCUGACUCUGUCAGUGACCACAGUGUCUCGUCCCUCCUGACCGCCGCCUCCUACCUCCAGCUGACCGAACUAGCUGCUCUCUGUCGGAGGAAGCUCAAACACAACGGACAGACCCCCUCCAGCUCCAACAAGUUGACCACCUCCUCCACCUCCCCAACCCCCAAUGGACACACCCCUGGCCCCCUCCGCCUCUCCUCCACCCCCCCCAGAGCAACCCCCAGCCACCAUAACAACCAUUCAGGGUCCAGGAAGGGCAACCUGAGGAGCCAGAGAUGGGGCCAGGAGGGGAGGCUGAGAGAGGAUCUCUCUGAGGAGGAGGUGUUUAUUUCGGGCUCGCGGUGUGCUUCCCUCAGCCCCUCUGGAGGAAGUCGAGUUAAUGGGCUGGCUCUAGGACUGGACCUGUCCAAGAGGAGUCCAUCAGGAAGCACCGCCACAGAGGAAGUGUCCCCCAGCAGUCUCCCCCAAAGCUCCUCCCCCCACUCCUCAUCUGUUUCUCCCACUCCUCCCACCAAGGCAGAGCCUAGGGAGAACCAGAGGCAGCUUCCAAAUACCUCCACAGACCUCUUGCCUAGAGCCCCUUGCAAGAGACCCCGACCCCACAGAGAGGCCACCAACCUGGGAGAGACAGGCAAGGCACUGCACAAGGGCCUAGUGAAGAAACCAGGGGCCCCAGGGCACAAAAAGCUGGUCAGAGGGGAUAGAGUGACCCCAGAGCUGGAGGAUGGGGAGGUGGAUGGAGAGGAGAAUGGCCAGGACCAGAGUGAAGAGAGUGGGCACAGUGGGAGUGAGGGAGGAGGAGGAGGAGGAGCUGGAGGUAAGAGAAAUGGGAACACCAACUAUAUCUACCGUCAGCCCCAGCCAGGGUUUGAGCCAGGCGUGGGGGACAAUCUGUACGUCUGCAUCCCCUGUGGGAAAGGCUUCCCCAGCUCCGAGCAGCUUAACGCCCACGUCGACACACACACCCAGGAUGAAAUCUACCUCGAAGAAGAGGAGGAAGAGGAGGAGGGUGGUGGAUACCGGAAGGACGAAGACCCCGACAUCUAUGCAUCACGGGGGGUGGAGCCUGGCGCUGACGAACCUCGGCAUCGUUGCACAGUCUGCAGUAAGACCUGCAAGGACGCGGUGUCGCUAAGGGAACACGAGAAGAGCCAUUGGCUGAACCGGCCGUUCCCCUGUAACAUCUGUGGCAAGUUGUUCACCCAGCGAGGCACCAUGACCCGCCACAUGAGGAGCCACCUGGGCCUCAAGCCCUUCGCCUGCGAGGAGUGCGGCAUGCGCUUCACACGCCAGUACCGCCUCGCCGAGCACAUGCGGGUCCACUCGGGGGAGAAGCCCUACGAGUGCCAGCUGUGUGGCGGAAAGUUCACCCAGCAACGCAACCUCCUCAGCCAUCUAAAGAUGCACACCUCGCCCUCAUAGAGGACACUUCACCAUGGUUACUGCAGCUGGAACACAGCUAUCUGGGCUCUAUUAGUCUGUCUGCCUCAUCUUCAGAUGCUAUCUGGGCUCUAUUAGUCUGUCUGCCUCAUCUUCAGAUGCUAUCUGGUGUUGCUGUUACCCAUAGUACCUCCUCACCCUUGUAAACACACCUGGGUUCUACCUCAACUUUAGAAACUCACCUUGAAAUGAAUGACCCCACCUUUAUAACCACUCCUCCUGAGUAACUCUGCUCCUUUACUUUAUCUCAACCUCUUAACAACCUUCACCCAUACCUCAAAUCAACCAUCACCCAUACCUCAACCUCAGAACAACCAUCACCCAUACCUCAACCUCUUAACAACCUUCACCCAUACCUCAAAUCAACCAUCACCCAUACCUCAACCUCAUAACAACCUUCACCCAUACCUCAAAUCAACCAUCACCCAUACCUCAACCUCAUAACAACCUUCACCCAUACCUCAACCUCAUAACCUUCACCCAUACCUCAACCUCAUAACCAUCACUCAUACCUCAACCUCAUAACAACCAUCACCCAUACCUCAACCUCAUAACAACCUUCACCCAUACCUCAACCUCAUAACAACCUUCACCCAUACCUCAACCUCAUAACCUUCACCCAUACCUCAACCUCAUAACCAUCACUCAUACCUCAACCUCAUAACAACCAUCACCCAUACCUCAACCUCAUAACAACCAUCACCCAUACCUCAACCUCAUAUCAACCAUCACCCGUACCUCAACAACUGAACAACCAUCACCCAUAGCCUCACCCAUGACAACUGUUCCUCUGACUUGCCUCAACCCCAUCUUACUAAUACCAACCAUUACGUCAUUGUCAGAACCCCAUCUUACUAAUACCAACCAUUACAUCACCCUCAGAACCCCAUCUUACUAAUACCAACCAUUACAUCACCCUCAGAACCCCAUCUUACUAAUACCAACCAUUACAUCACCCUCAGAACCCCAUCUUACUAAUACCAACCAUUACUUCACCCUCAGAACCCCAUCUUACUAAUACCAACCAUUACAUCACCCUCAGAACCCCAUCUUACUAAUACCAACCAUUACAUCACCCUCAGAACCCCAUCUUACUAAUACCAACCAUUACUUCACCCUCAGAACCCCAUCUUACUAAUACCAACCAUUACAUCACCCUCAGAACCCCAUUUUACUAAUGCCAACCAUUACGUCACCCUCAGAACCCCAUUUUACUAAUACCAACCAUUACAUCACCCUCAGAAUCCCAUCAUAAAAUCCACAUAGCCAGCCAGCCAGCCAGAUGUACUGGCCAUCUCAGGGUUAACACACCACACCUCGCCAUCUGCCAAAGACUCCUUCCCAUCCCAGGUGGCUCAAAUGUGUUUUGAUGAUAGCUUUUAGCAUCCAACCAAACUAGUCCUCAGUUCUGUGCCUCCAGGCUGCUGUAGCUGUCUCUCGCUGGUCAAUGUGUGACCUCAAUGCCUCUACUACCUCAUUAUAAGACACAUACUGGACCCCAGGCAUGACUGGCUAACAGUCAGUAGUAAUACUUUGUUCUCCAGCUAGAUGGAACAGGUUAGUCAGCCUACCCUCUGUGUAUAUAAUAAUACAUGUUCACCUCCACAUACACAGCCUGUUUGAAACUUGCCGUUAUUAGAAAUUGAUCAGGGGUAUUCUUAACGCAAUGAUGUUUACUUUACUGUUGGUUUACAGGUCAGGGUUUGUAUUUUAUGUGAAGUCUUGAAAAAGACAAACUUGGGGGGGUUAAAUGUUUUGAGAACUUAUUGCUACGCUUUUGUGAAUGUUUAAACUGGGUAUUUCUACUUUAGGCCUGGGAGGGGUGGGGAUAUUUUCUGUGAGGCAUCAUACUCUGGUGGUACUGUUGUGUUUUGUGUGUAGUGUUUUUUUUCUUUAAAGGGCUGGUCUACUGAGACAGGUGGCCAGUAUCCCUGUAUUAAGUUUGCUUUUGGUUUUCAACAAGUUCCUCCUAUCUCUUAAAGAGAUUCUCCGGUACUUUUGUAUACUUUUUUAGCUAGUAGUUCUAAAAGUCAUGCUCACCAGCCAAAAGUGGUCGCUGAAAAAUGCUUACUACGUCACUGUAUGUGCAGAUAUGCUCCCCACGUCAUUGCUCUCUUGCUCUGCUGUGUGUGCAUCUUGCUAGCUGUCACUCAAAUGGCGAGGGACUGAAGCUCAUUGGCUAGAACUCGAAUUGCAAGCGGGCUGGCCCACAUGGGAGAAAAUGUAGGGAAAAUGGCAAAGCACAGUUUCCAGAAAAACAGUUGCGUUUCAAACUAGGGUUUUCGUGGCAAAUUGAGGUAAAAUAGUAUUUCUGCUCAUAGAUUACGCAUGCAUGAACUACAUAUUGACACAUCCAGCCCAAAGCUGGAGAUUUAAAAAACACUUAGCCAAAGUUCCAGAGCAUGUCUUUAAUGCUGUGAGGAGAGCAUAGAUUUCUGGACCGUGUAUUACUAGUGUAUAAGAGCUGAAAGAGCUGAAACUGCUACGAGAUUGUAUGUUGAAAUCCAAAGAGAACGAAUACAAAACCAACAAACUUAACAACCAAAGUGUUUCAGUGUCAACGUGAAGUUGUACCCAUGUUAUUAUGUCUACGGUAUAGUCCACUCCUAGUUCCACACAGACAGCCAUGUGGUUGGAAUUACCAAUGUUGAUUUUGGACCAACCUCCACUUCAUGGUCUUACAUUAUCUUUACUCUGUCCUCAGGAGGACUACAUUUACAUGUCAUUUCAGACCAAAAAUCCAAGACUGUUGUAAUGACUCUGUUUUGGACUAGUAUUUAAAUCCUCUUUCCUCCCAUGUUUAUCGCUCAAUUGUUGAAUGAAAGUCAUUUUUACACCAGAAACAUGUAUAUUACUCCUCAACUCAGGAACCGUCGCUGUCAGCGUCUGGCAUCUAUACAGUCCAUAUCAACACUCUCUGGUUGUUUUGGUCGAGGCAUUUAAGAAUGUAUGUAAUAUGUCGACAAGUGAAAUGAAAGAGAGCCGAGAGAAACACGUUUGAGCCGUGACAGGGAUACUUCUGACUCAUAUCUUCAGGGAGUGUUUGUUGUGUUGUCAAACAGUCUGCACUGUCAAAUGUCUGUGCGGAAAGCAUAAACACUAGCUUCCUACACAAGAGAUUUUUUUUUUUACAGGGAGAGGGGUGGUGAUUAUCUUCUUUCAAAUAACCGCGUGAUGAAAUAUCAAUUUGACUAUUUUAGCUCUUGAAUGUUAUAUCAGCAUGCAUUUGGUCAACAAAACCUUUAUCUAGUAAGAUUGUUCUAUUUGUCUGUUGCUGUCCCUCUGUUUAGGAAGUUGUUGCAGAAACUUAGUGUUGAUGUCUAUUGAUUAUUCACGAAUGUAUUUAUUAGUUGGAUCCUGUUUUAAGCCUCUUUAUGAUAACUCAGUGGAUGAUAGUCAUGGGCUUUGCUACUUACGUUCCUGCUCACCCAGAAAAAAAUAUGUUAAGUAGCUGCACCGUCAGCGUCUCUGCUGCUGAACGCGAGCGGAUUGACUAGCAAGGAAACGAGCGGUGUUGCGCUAGCUUAGUUCAUUCAAUUCAUCAGUUCUUGAUCUGUCCUCGGCUGCUAAUGAUGUGAUAAUAGCCUCCUAGUCAGUUCACCAAUGACGACAAGGCAUAUUGAAUGAAUGGUAGACCUGAACUGAGAAGGAAGAUUGAUUAAUUAAGUCAAGGAUGGAGAUCUGAAACAAGCUUGUAUAGGAUAGGGGCGGCAGCUGGCCUAGUGGUUCGAGUUUUGAGCCGGUAACCGAAAGGUUGCUGGAUCGAAUCCCCGAGCCGACGAGGUAAAAAUCAGUCAUUCUGCCCUUGAACAAGGCAGUUAACCCACAGUUAACCCACCUGAACAAGACCGUUAACCCACUGUUCAUUGUAAAUAAGAACUUGUUCUUAACUGACUUGCCUUGUUAAAUUAAGGUUACAUUUAAAAAUAUAUAGGCCUUGUUCAGGUGUUCCAUGAUUAUUCCAUUUACAGUAGACUAGGUCUACUACAUUGCAUCUAGUAAUUGAACUAGGCCUAUUCAGAAUUUGAUGCCCCCCCCCCCCAAAAAAAAAACCUUGGACACCAACUUACAUUUUCACUAUACUAUCCAUAUAAUGACAGCUGAUAGAAUAAUCAUUACCCCUAAAUUGAACCUAUUAGAAAUGUUACAAAGUAAUUGAGAACCACUCAAAAUUCAGUCAGGAUCAACUACUGCGUUGGCUACAUUGUAUUGAUAUAAUUUAAUUCUCUUAAGUUUCAGAAAAUUGCAGUUUUUCAAAAAAGCUAAACGCUCCAACUUUCAGAUGGGGUCACCUCCCCCUUACCUGACCUUAGGCCUACAUUAACACCUCCUUGUCAGAAAAUUCUAGGGAGAUCCCUGGUUUGUAAAUUAAACUUCUUAGCCAAAACCAAGCACCGAUGAGUCUAUAGCCUACCAUUCGUACCGAGGCAGUCUUCUGCCAACGUCAUAAUCAGGCAACAAAACAAAAGGUACAUUUGUCUCGGAUCUGAGCGUGGUGUCGCACACGAGCCGUCGUGGGGUCCAGGGGCAUCGCUGUCUCGCUGAAGUGGAACUCGUAAAGAUUCUCCAAGGUCGGCAGGUCUGGGCUAAGUUAACCCCAAACAACUUGAUGACUACAUUGUGAGAGUGCCAUAGUAUGAUAUCUUUGGUGAAAUGUCCCUUUUUAAAACAUGAAAUAGCCAUAAACCACGUCAAGCUCCGAGCCCAAGACACUGGAGACGGGGGGAAUUUAAUGUACUGCUCCUGAGGCGUUUGAUGUGUUUUAUACCACUUUUAUCCCAAAGUAAGAAGAAUACAAAGAUGACAUGUUAUUACUGUGCUGCAUUGUUUCCUGUGCUGCAUUGUUUCCUGUGCUGCAUUGUUUCCUGUGCUGCAUUGUUUCCUGUGCUGCAUUGUUUCCUGUGCUGCAUUGUUUCCUGUGCUGCAUUGUUUUGUUUUUUUUGUUUUGUUUUUUGAGAAUGUGAUCUGUGUUUUAUUGUCAUGUCAUCUGUUUUAUAUGCUAGUUUAUCCAUUGGAAUGGGAACCCCAACUCGUGGUAGACACUAUGUAUUGUAUCCUACAGAAAGCAUUGUUUUUUUUCCCAAAGCAACUUCUGUUGAAGGCUGGUAUUGUUACUAGUACAGAGAUGCUUCUUGUUUAAUCUCUACCAGAAAACCAAAGGUGUCUAUGGCAGCUUUAAUAUGUACGUAGUAGUCACACAUGCCACUACAAAUCCAAACCAAGCCACGAAUGAAUCCACCCAAAAGCAAUGUAAUUCCUAAGACUACUGGGCUAAAACCAUGUCAAAGCUGCAUCUAUGUAUUCAUUUACUUAUGUCUGUUUUUGUAGAACAAGUUUCUCUGUUCUACAAAAUAUUUGCUCAAUUAUAUUUUCUGUCUUAAUUGAACAUGCUUGCAGACAACUCCAAAGUUGUUUUAAUUCCUCAGUUUGUGUUCAGGAGUUUCUUUAUCCGUGUGGCUCACACACUGCACCGUCACAUGAUUCAGAAUCCACUGGUCAACCUCUUAAUGUACAGAUAUGGGAAUGUAAUCUAAUAACAAUAUUUUAAUUAAACUUGAUUAGAAAGAA
Messenger RNA from Oncorhynchus keta (chum salmon), 7357 nucleotides. Its product is annotated as hypermethylated in cancer 2 protein-like. Lineage: Eukaryota; Metazoa; Chordata; Actinopteri; Salmoniformes; Salmonidae. Gene Ontology annotation, cellular component: nucleus. The transcript has 3 exons. Gene Ontology annotation, biological process: regulation of transcription by RNA polymerase II. The record is from RefSeq and is a predicted model, not a curated record. Bases 98 to 1771 code for a protein of 557 amino acids. Gene Ontology annotation, molecular function: RNA polymerase II cis-regulatory region sequence-specific DNA binding; DNA-binding transcription factor activity, RNA polymerase II-specific; protein binding.